Mycetomoellerius zeteki is the source of this 3387-nucleotide messenger RNA. RefSeq names its product adaptor protein complex 1, gamma subunit (gene AP-1gamma). Gene Ontology annotation, cellular component: Golgi apparatus; membrane coat; AP-1 adaptor complex. Gene Ontology annotation, biological process: intracellular protein transport; vesicle-mediated transport. Bases 642 to 3242 code for a protein of 866 amino acids. The record is from RefSeq and is a predicted model, not a curated record. NCBI's taxonomy places the organism in Eukaryota, Metazoa, Arthropoda, Insecta, Hymenoptera, Formicidae. The transcript has 15 exons.
CACGCGAGUCGAGUCACACGCGGUCGUGAGUCGUGAGGUUAGGAUACGCUGUUCAUUUCUCUGGUGGAAAGUCCCUAACGCGACAUCGGUGACGACGACGGCAGCGGCCAUUUUUGAGUCUUCCCGAUCCCGUCGUGGCGCAGGGACACGAAAUUAACGAAAUUCCGCGCGACCUGUCAGAUCUGUCAGUGGCUGUGAUCGACAAGCCAGACAAAGAGAGAGAGGGGGAAUUGUCGAAAAGGAGAGAGAGGGAGGGAAGAGAGAGAGAGUGAGUGAGAGAGGUGAAAGGGCGAGAAGAAAGGAAAAAAAGAGAAAAAGCAGCUUGGUAUCGCUGUGGUUACUGUGGUAUCGCGCGGGCGGGUAGCCGGACUCCGGAGUUGGCCAGAGUGCCCAAGAGUGCUAGUGUGUGCGUGCGUGCGUGCGUGUGUGUGCGUGUAUGUGCGUGUAUGUGUGCGGGUAGAGACUUGGCGCAAGCAGAGCUAUAUUCAUGGGGCUCGCGGCCGCGGACUAGCGAGCAGUCUCCGCCUUCACGGGACUCGACGGCGCCGUACGGAGGAUAGCAGAGUUCGUGUUUUGUAUUCGUCUGCGCUUGGUUUUCGUUGUGAAAUUUGGCACAAGUUGGCAGUCCAAGUGGAGAAACGAUGAAUGCCUCAGAACAUGGGUUUAACCCAGCCUUUAAUAUGGCCUCCAUAAAGCAGGCUUUCAAUGAGGCUGUGGAAAGAGUCUCGACAGUUAGAAUGCCUGCGCCGACGCGGCUGAGGGAUCUGAUCAGACAAAUACGGGCUGCACGAACAGCUGCGGAAGAGAGGACGGUUGUGAAUAAGGAAUGCGCGUAUAUUCGUUCAACGUUUAGGGAAGAAGACAGCGUGUGGAGAUGUCGUAACAUCGCUAAGCUAUUGUAUAUUCAUAUGCUGGGGUAUCCGGCGCACUUUGGUCAAUUGGAAUGUUUGAAGCUCAUCGCUUCGCCCAGAUUCACUGACAAACGAAUCGGUUACUUGGGAGCCAUGCUGUUGCUAGACGAACGGCAAGACGUACAUCUCUUAAUCACAAAUUGUUUAAAAAAUGACUUGAACAGUUCUACACAGUUCGUCAUCGGUUUGGCGUUGUGUACCCUCGGUGCGAUCGCGUCGCCGGAAAUGGCAAGGGAUCUGGCGUCCGAGGUAGAGAGAUUGAUGAAAUCGCCGAACGCAUACAUCCGAAAGAAAGCGGCGCUUUGCGCCUUUCGGAUCAUCAGACGCGUGCCGGAGUUGAUGGAGAUGUUUUUGCCGGCCACUCGCAGCCUCAUCACCGAGAAGAAUCACGGGGUCCUCAUCACCGGUGUCACUCUCAUCACGGAGAUGUGCGAGAACAGCAUGGACACGCUGAAUCAUUUCAAAAAGAUCGUGCCAAACCUCGUAAGAAUCUUGAAGAACCUGAUCCUAGCCGGAUACUCGCCCGAGCACGACGUAUCCGGAGUAUCAGAUCCGUUUCUUCAGGUGAAGAUACUGCGUCUUCUACGUAUUCUGGGACGUAACGACGUCGAUGCAUCCGAAGCUAUGAACGACAUUCUUGCUCAAGUCGCCACUAACACAGAAACCAGCAAAAAUGUUGGUAACACGAUACUCUACGAGACGGUUUUAUCGAUUAUGGACAUUAAAUCGGAGAGCGGGCUUCGAGUCUUAGCGGUCAACAUCCUGGGCAGAUUUUUAUUGAAUAACGACAAAAAUAUCAGAUACGUGGCUCUGAAUACGUUAUUGAAGACAGUUUAUGUGGACACCAGCGCGGUGCAGAGGCAUCGAUCGACAAUUCUAGAAUGCCUGAAAGACCCAGACGUAUCGAUCAGAAGGCGUGCGAUGGAGCUAAGCUUUGCGCUCGUCAAUUCUAACAAUAUCAGGAAUAUGAUGAAGGAGUUGCUCUUAUUUUUGGAACGUGCUGAUCCCGAAUUCAAGGCUCAAUGCAGCAGCAAUAUCGUUAUGUCCGCGGAGAGAUUUGCUCCGAACAAACGCUGGCAUCUCGAGACUCUCUUCAAAGUACUCGUCGCGGCUGGUAAUUAUGUGCGAGAUGACGUGGUGGCGUGCACGAUACAAUUAAUUUCGGAGACGCAGUCACAGCAGGGCUACGCCGUUAGUGCGUUGUGGUACGCGUUAGAAAAGGACACAUCCGACAAACAGCCUUUGGCGCAGGUUGCUACGUGGUGCAUCGGCGAAUACGGCGAUCUAUUGUUAUACGGUCCACCAUCGGAAGACGCCGAGACUCCAAUCAAUUUGACAGAAGACGAAAUCAUCGACGUGUAUCAGAGGUUACUCUGGAAUCUGCAGAACACUGUGAUCACAAAACAGUACACCUUGCUGUCUCUUACCAAAUUGAGCACAAGGUUCCAGAAAGGUCACGAGAAAAUUUGUCAGAUCAUAGAUACGUUUGGUAGCAAUUUACAUAUCGAAUUACAGCAGAGGGGCAUCGAGUUUUCACAGCUGUUUCGAAAGUACGAUCACCUGCGGCCCGCGUUGCUGGAGAGAAUGCCGCCGAUGGAAACCGCACGACCGCAGGCCAAUGGUAUCAUAGGCUUGGUGAACGGUGAACCAGAACCGGAAGACGAAAAGUCCACAAUGCUGGAAUCAGCCACUACUACAUCCGAUUCAAGUGCACUUUUAGAUUUACUUGGAACUACGGAUGUAGGAAUAACGAUGCCGGCGGCGACGACCAAUAAAAAUUCUUCAUCGAGUUCGACGACAGCGCAUAAUAAUGACCUGUUGGAUUUGCUUGGAAGUUUGGAUUUGAAUACGCCUACGUCUGUCGCUCCCACGUUACCACUUCAACCGCAGGCGUCAUCCGCAUCGAUGUUCAGUCCCACUAAUAACAGUAACUUCUUAGUAGAUGGAUUACUCAGUACUCCGACAGUGCAAAACGAACUACCAAGUAUGGUGGUCUUGGAUAAAUCAGGGCUCAAAAUAACGUUCAAAUUAGAAAGACCGCCCGAUAUCUCUGAUCUGUUAGUCAUAAAUAUGUUGGCUCAAAAUUCCGGAAGCACCAUUUUAACCGAUUUUUUGUUUCAAGCAGCAGUUCCUAGGACAUUCCAAUUACAAAUGUUGUCGCCGUCAAGUACUGUCAUUCCGCCGUCUGGUCAAGUAACUCAAGUCAUGAGAGUGACAAAUAUGAAUAGAGCACAAUUAAGGAUGAGAUUGCGUAUAUCGUAUACGGGCCCGACUGGAUCAGUUCUGGAACAAACGGAAGUCAAUAACUUUCCCAUUUCGACAUCACAGUGACAAGAUGUAAUACAAAAUACAUUUGUACAUAUGCCUGCCUAAAAAUAAUUAAUAGAGUUUUGAAAGCGAACUGAGAGGAAGGUGAAAGAAACGCAAUUUUUCUUCAUCAAGAACAGUGAAACAUACAACUUGACUACAUCUAAUA